Colletotrichum aenigma is the source of this 870-nucleotide messenger RNA. RefSeq names its product Secondary metabolism regulator LAE1. The coding region runs from base 1 to 870 and encodes 289 amino acids. Lineage: Eukaryota; Fungi; Ascomycota; Sordariomycetes; Glomerellales; Glomerellaceae. The record is from RefSeq and is a predicted model, not a curated record. The transcript is spliced from 5 exons.
AUGAAUACGUCCACCACCGAGCCAAUAGAGCCGGCUCCAGCAGACACAGUGGAUGACGACGCAUUCGAGGGUUCGGAUUACGGGGAGUCGCUCGUAUCCUCGGGCUUCACAUCGCUUGCUUCCCGCGUCAUGAGACAUUCGCACGAAGGUGGCAGACGAUAUCAGUCCUUCCUCCAGGGAAUAUACCCCCUGCCCAACGACGAGACGGAACAGUUCCGGGAAGAAAUGAAGCACCAAUUGAUCAAACGUCUUCUUGAUGGCAAUGACUACCUCUCUCCCAUCAAUGACAGUCCACAAAAAAUCAUGGACGUCGGCACCGUGGCCGACAAGUUUCCUAGUGCACAUGUCAUUGGAGUAGACAUCUCUCCAAUCCAGAAUGCCUAUGGUCCUCAGAAUGUGGACUGGCGAAUUGACGAUGUUGAAGAAACCUGGUCCCCUCUAUACUCUGACUUGGACUUUGUGCAUUUGCGUUCAGUCAGUGUCACCCUUCGAGACCCAGUAAAGGUCAUCACGUCGGCGUAUCAUAAUCUAAAACCAGGCGGUUGGAUUGAAUUCCAGGACGCUGGCAUCAAAAUCGGAUGCGACGAUCACACGAUGCCCGAGCACUAUGCUCCAACAAGAUUCAUGGACCUUUUCAUGCCCAUCGGGCCAUGGGCCAAGAGUAGGCAUCAGCGAGAAAUCGGUCUCUUCCUGAGUAAGGACGUCUUGUGGCAGCUCGUUCGCGCCGUCCUCGUGAAAUGGCCGCAGAUGGGCCUCACCCAGCAGGAGGCCGAAGCCAUGGAACAGGACAUCCGAAAGGCGUUCCACGACACCAGAAUACAUGCGUAUCUGCCGUGGAUCUCCGUCUGGGCCCAAAAGCCUUCCGCUUGA